GGUGCUGUUUUCGCUAAUCGAAAGUAACAAUAAUACGCGAAAAAUGUCUUCAACUUCGUCCUCUGGAUCUGAAACUAGUGCUAGUAGCUCAAAAUUUAAUGCAAUUAAAGUUUUAUAUUCAAAAAAGUCUAAGGUUCCAGUACAAAACGCACCUUUGUAUGAUAAUUUGCAACAAUUUGAGUCAGCACUUAAAUAUAAUGAAACACAAAGUUCGUGUGUUGUACCUGUUGGUAGACAAGAGCUUGUGAAGAAAAGGGAAGAAGAAAAAGCGGCGAAGAGGAAAGAAGAAGAGAGAAUUCUCGCAGAAAAGAAUAAGCUGCGUUUUGCUCAGUAUCGAGGCCUGGAGACAGUAAAGAAAGUGCGAAAAGUGAAGAAUGUUUUGACGCGAAUAGAGUCCAUGAAAGGGCCACUCGGGGCAUUGAAGGAUUGCGUGGACCAGAGGUUGAGAAUAAAGGUGACUACGCGCCACGCUUAUGGGAUACGAGGGGUUCUGCAUGCGACGCUGGUGGCCUUCGACAAGCAAUGGAACCUCGCGCUGACCGAUGUGCUUGAAAUUUGGAAGAAGAAAGCUCCCAAGAAAAGGAAGAUACCACCGGGGUUAGUAACCCCCGUACCAAAAGGGACGGCGGCGUCGAUAUCCGCUGUGCCGGUGGUCACCGAGACGCCCAUCGGUGGCGGAGUGCUGGAGUGUACCAGACACCUUCCGCAGGUCAUGGUGCGCGGGGAGCACGUGGUGCUGGUCAAUAUUGUUGAAAGAUGAACAUUAUGGCAAUACCACACUGUAACAGCUAGCCCGCAAUGCAAAAUUAAUCCACUACUAUUUGCAAUUCCUGCUAAAAAAAAAUCGGUGCGGUGAUUAAAUUGUCGUGAAUAUUUAGGUGUCCAAUUUAGGAGUUCAUAUAAUAUGCAAUGAAUUACAUAGUACUGUAAAAAUCGAGACGAUAUUAGUUCACAGUGCGUGUUAGGUGAAUUAAUGAAUACACUUUUAUUAUACGCUAAAGAAAAAAGAGAGCAAUAGGGUACAAUUAGGUGAAAUAAUUUGCGCAGAUUAUAAAUCGCGAGCAUAAAAAUCGCGCGGAUUUUUUUCAUAUUGCGGGGUAGUUAUAUAAUACUCAUAAAGAGGUCAGUGUAAUAUACAUUGAAAACGUUCUGGAAGUGCAAUGCGGAGGCCAAUAAAGACAUUUUAAAUAAGAAAUUUAGUUAAGGGCUUAUUUUCCAAUAUAGAAAUAAAUUGUGAAAGAAAUUGGUAUAUUUUUAAGCGUGGGAAGUUUUGACUAAUAUUUGGGUAGAGAAUAUGUCAAAAGUUCUCAGUUAUGUAAUUUCAUAUACAGCUUUUCAUAUUUGCGCGGCUGUGUUUAGGUAGCGUAUGUUGCGAGUAACACAUUUACUGCGAAAUUAUGAAUUCAUUUUAUUAUUGUCACACUCUUAUUUCGCAAGUUAAGAAGUAAUGUGAUUGCUAAUGUAUGUUCUAUAUUAUAUAAUUAAAAAUAAUCUGGGUGAUCUGGAAACUUU
Molecule: messenger RNA, 1512 nt
Organism: Pararge aegeria (speckled wood butterfly)
Lineage: Eukaryota; Metazoa; Arthropoda; Insecta; Lepidoptera; Nymphalidae
Gene: Lsm11
Product: U7 snRNA-associated Sm-like protein LSm11
Exons: 4
Coding region: 44-760 (238 amino acids)
Biological process (GO): mRNA 3'-end processing by stem-loop binding and cleavage
Cellular component (GO): U7 snRNP
Molecular function (GO): U7 snRNA binding
Source: RefSeq, a predicted model, not a curated record